AUGAGAAUUUUCCUUCUCUUUCAGACGAAAAAAACAUUCGGCGCCGAAGAAAUCCGCCAAAACGGUCUCAACAGUGAGAAUGUAACGUAAUUAUCUCUAGAAAUGAUUAAACUCUGACGGGAGCAAUAAUCUUACUUGACGGCUAGAUAGAGACCGACUGAACUGGUAACGUAAUCCCGAGGGCAUAUGAGCUACCGCCAUUGAGCCCAUUCCCCUCGCUACUCACAGAAUCCUCUUGGAGUCCCAACGAGACGGAAGUGUGGAAGUGGGUCAGGAAGAUUUAUCUCGGAAAGCUAUCUUUAUACAUAACGGUCCACUACACCUGCGGCUCUGAGAUUUUCAAGUCAUAUACUUCGAAGCUCUGGUGGCUAUUUUCGGAAGUUUCCAUGUUAUCCGCAUGCUAGACUAUUCCGGCGGACCAUUGGAUUAAACCCCCAGGGGGACACCCCGGGUAAGGAUGAGGGUGGUUGGUCUUUUUCUUAUACGCUGUUGGCGGGUUCUCCUAAGCAGGAGCGAAGAAAUGGCGGUAGCCAUUGACAGGCUCUGCUUCUAUUUGAAUCCUAAGGUGCUCGCUCCACUCCCUUCUUCUUCCUCUUGGGUCUCAUUUUUUUCAUCGAUUCCGACUCCUUGUUGUUUUUACUUUGAUGAGACCCCUCAGUCUUCGGGCAGCAGGCCAAUCGCAACUGCGGGUUUUAGGAUGUUUUUGUUAUCUGCUAUCCAUCCCGAAUGGAUCAUGGAUCAAUAUCUGUUCGUGAUAAUGGGUAACAGAAGAUUGAGAUAAUUUCUCCUCUUUUUUAGCAGGUUUUCCGAGUUUUCGCCGUGGUCCUCUUAAGAUUAUGUUUCCACUCGUCAGUUCCCCAUGAAUGUUUGGGUAACGCAGUUGGAUACUCGCUUUGGAACGACUAAGAGAAAAAAACACAGAAUGAGGCUCGUAGCUUGUAGCAAGACGCCACGCCCACGCCCUUCGAUGUGCAUCAUCAUGAGCGUACUACAUUACGUUUACUGAUAAUUCUUAUGCUGCAUUGACCCGUGAAUGGUCGUACGAUCGUUUUCUCAUGUUGGCGGGUAAAGCUUAAAAUUUAGUUCACGUGUACAUAUAAUUUUUUGUCUUCUAGUUCCUGGAAAAAAGAAACCCCCGUUUCAUGACUUAACCGUUAAGAAAAUUAUUUCUGGUUAUCCCGAGUGAUGAACACUUGAUAAGAAAAUUCCUUUAUGUCUACAUUCGGAAACCUUUUGUUGGGCAUAUAGAUGCUUCUUUAAGGAAUUUACUAUUUUCCAUGAGUGGUGGUCGAUUUCGAUCUUUUGACGACUUCUUGACGUGUGUUUGAUCCAGUGGCUUCAUUUUGUUGAGAAGGAAAAUUCCUAUUAUGCUUUACUUUGAUGCAUAUAUUAGUAUUCAAUGUAAGUAUCUGAAUUAUCCUUCCUGUUCAUUUUUUUCUAGACAUUAUGUGGAUUGAGAGUCUCGUGCCAUGCAGGUAAUGAAUUUCAGAAAGAGCACCCAGACUAGUAGUCAUGAACAGAAGUUGCGCUUUCGGGUCAGAAGCGUGUACUCCCAGGGUGUAAGGUUAUCUGUGUUCAGAAGAAAUGAUCCUCUGGAGUUUUCAAAGAGGUGAGAUUAUACACCGAAUCAUGCUAUAAUGAUAAGAAUUAAGAAUCACUGUUUCUAUUUCAUCAUGGAGAAAAUCGAACAGGCUGUUUCAAAUUUCUCACAGCACGUAAAGAAAUGAGUCUGUCACAUGAAUCUGCAAGAUAAGCUGUUAAAGCUUUAUUCAUCAUGGGGUCGCCAGCAUUGAAAUCCUAAAAGGUGCCCAGCAUAGUUUGCUUCUGCUGGCAACCCUGUACUGGGCGGUGCUGCUUAGUCCUACGCCAAUGGAGCUUUCCCCCGUGGGAUUAUAGAUUUCCUGGAGGCUUUAUCUGGGGCAAUCUAAUCUAUAAUUUUUUAAUUAUCGGUUUUACCUUCCUGCAGUUCCUGUACCAGAAUAUCUACUGAACCCGGGUUGCUAUCUCCCGGUAAAUCAUCAUGAUUUUGUUUCGUUAUCCUUCUUUAUCUUCGAUUAUGUCUUUUAUUUUUGUUUCCAGAUCUGCAUGAAGUUGCUUCUUCUUCAUCGUCGUUUGAGGGCUUCACUGUAAUUGCUAGGAUCAGUGCCAAUGGGGAUGUUAAGGUAUAAAAUCCUGGAAAAUAAGCAGCUUUCUCUUAUAAGAUGUGGUUGAUUCCUCUAGAAUGUCUGUAAACCCGAAGAAUUGCUCAUGUAAUCAUGUGAAACAGCUGAAGAUAGAUGUCUCUGGUUCAAAGACCCAAGUCAUCUUCGACGACGUCUUCUCGAGGCUUGUUGCAGCUGCACAGCCCAUUCCAGGCUUCAGAAGACUCAAAGGAGGUCAGUUCUAGCCAUGAGAUCCGUACUGUCCCCAACGGCUCAUUUCUAGCCUUGAGGAUUCAUGCUGCUCUGGGAAUAAGUUUACCCGAGAAUGCUUGCUAACACUUGCUAUCCCCCUAAUUUAGCUCCAUUCUUAGAUUAAUGAUAACCUGAUUUGUUCAAGAAUUGAUAAGCACCCACCCUCUGAUCAGCUGCUGUUAUUAUAACAUGCUCAAUUUUACGAGAUAUCAUAUAGUUCUGUUUACUACCACGUUCUCUGAAAAAAUAUAGAAAAUUUGAUGUAAUUCCUUUUAACCUGUGGCGUGUGUGAUUCAUGUGCCUUCGUUCAUAUUCAUACCAUAGAUAUAUAUAUAUAUAUAUAUAUAUAUAUGUGGAUAGAUAUAUAUGUACUUAUUUAUUUAUUUAAAGUAGGUUUAAGAGGAAAUUUUCUGACUAUUUUCCUUUCCAUCUGCAUAAACUAUGAUGGGCAAAUAUGGAUCCCGCAGGAAAAACGCCAGAUGUAAGUGCUUUUAUUAUCAAAUAAUAUUCCUAUUUUCAUUUUUUUGGUUCCCUUUGUUUGCAUUGUAAACGAAGAAAAAAUAUUUGCAUAAAAAUCUCCUAUUUUUCGUCUGUAUCAAAGUUUUUCCUUCUUGACAGAUUCCCAAAGAUAUCUUGAUGCAUCUCCUUGGGCCCUCCAAAGUCAACAAGCAAUCAAUCCAGAAAAUAAUUAACACCACAGUCGCUGAGUAUGUUGAGAAGGUGAAAUACAUCCACUGGCGUUCACUUAAAUAUUUGUCUUUUUUUCAUCAUUUUGCUUCUCACCCAAGUCAACGCCAUCCAUGCUCUCGCUCCCUAAAUUACAAUAUUUAUUUAUUUAUUAAGAUUUAUUUACUCCUAUAAAUGAAAACUAUUUGCCAUUGCAGGAAGGCCUGAAGGUUACCAGGGAUUUGAAGGUAGACGAGACCUUUGAGGAGCUCGAAGCUGUGUUCAAGCCAGGAGAGGCGUUCGCCUUCAAUGCCACCAUUCGGCUAUUAGAGACGGACAAGAAAAAACCUUGA
Spirodela intermedia is the source of this 3412-nucleotide messenger RNA. NCBI's taxonomy places the organism in Eukaryota, Viridiplantae, Streptophyta, Magnoliopsida, Alismatales, Araceae. The record is from the annotation of a GenBank genome assembly.